AUGCCUUACGUUCCAACCGCGUCGUCUGCCAGUAAGCUUAAUCAAGGCAAAUCUCCAGCCAAUAACCAAAGUUAUCAUGGGUGGCCCUUAGCAAAGGAUGAUUUUAAUGCAAAUGUCAUUAGUCAUUCAUUCGCGAAUUUAUCUAUCUCCGUAUUUUCAACAAAUACAUCAACAAAUACCUCAAAAAAUAAUUCAUCAUCAAACACCUUAACGAGUACCUCAACGAAAUCUAGUUCACAAGUUAUUUCCAUAAAAAAAGAUUCAAAUAAUGAAUUAGAUCGUGACUCUGCUAUUAAACAAGUUAAAGAUAUUUUAUCUACUUCUCCUCAAUUAUCAACAUCUCCAAACAGAAGAAGGUCUGCUCCUGAAUCAUUUACAAGAAAACCUUCAUUAAAAGUUGAUUUACCCCCUCAACUUUCUACCGAAAUUAUUUCUCCUUGUUUACUAAGAAAAAAAAGUGGUGAAAUAGUAAAAUCAUCUCUAAAAAAGGUUAAAUCUGAACCUCCUACUCCUACUUUCCCAAAGUAUGUUCACUUUAAUACCGAUCUUGAACAAAUUAGAUUAUUUAAGGAAGCUCAAAAACCACAAGCUGUUAGUGCAGAAGUUUCUUCAGAUGAGGAUUCUGAUGAUGAAGAUUUUGAAUUUUCAAUAUCUGAUUUGGAUAGUGAUAAUGAAAAUGAUGAUGAUGAACUUGAUUUAUCUAUAACUCUUCCAAAUAUGCCUUUAAUAACUACAAUGCAUAAAUCAAAACCUGUAUUUGUUGAAUCAAUUUUUCUUUCUUCCGAUAAACGAAAACUUUCCGGUCGCAUUCAAGUUCAAAAUUUAGCUUUUCAAAAAAAUGUUGAAGUUAGAUAUACAUUUGAUUUUUGGCAAUCAGUAUCGGAAGUACCGGCCACUUACGCUGAAGGAGUCCAGGAUAAAGAUAAUAAGAAUAGUACCGAUUUAUUCAACUUUUCCAUAGAAUUAAUAGAUAAUUCAAGGAAUCAAAUCGAUGGAAAAACAAUGUAUUUUGCUGUUCAUUACAAAGUUAAUGAUCGUGAUUUCUGGGAUAAUAAUAAUGGUUCAAAUUAUCAAGUUAAUUUUAAGAGAUUAUCCUCCUCUUCAACAAAAUUAUCUACAUCAUCAAAAAAUUAUAAUAAUUCGAAAUCUUCAUCUAUUACUACUACUAAGACUACUUCCAAAUGGUCAACUCCUAUAAAUAAUCGUUCAAGAAAUUUUGACGCUGAUUCUCCUGUUCGUUCUCCACCUAUUAUAAAUUCUUCUUCAAUUUCUAUGACAACUAUAAAGAAAUCAAUUGGUGGUCCCCGUUAUGAUAUUGGUCUUUCAUUGAUAGCAGCUCAAAAUGUUAAUUCUGUCAUCACAUCUACACCUAUCAAUCGUACUUAUCAACCAUCAUAUUUAAGUAAUGAAAGCUUUUCUUCAUUCUUCCCUGGUAAUUGUAUUGAUGGUAUGCCCGUAACAAAAGAACCAUCAGUAUGGGAAAACUCACCAAAAGGGGUUGGAAUUUUCGAUUCAAUGAAUAAAUCUUCAACACCAAUCGCUAUACCUUCAGCGAGACCUGCGAUCGGAUCAAGUUCAUAUUGUGAACUUGUAAAACAAUAUUGUUUCUAUAGUGGUUCACCACCAGUGAUGACGUAA
Messenger RNA from Scutellospora calospora, 1638 nucleotides. NCBI's taxonomy places the organism in Eukaryota, Fungi, Glomeromycota, Glomeromycetes, Diversisporales, Gigasporaceae. The record is from the annotation of a GenBank genome assembly.